CAUUGAAAAUUCACAAAUACUAAGAUCAACUUGCAAUAAAAGCGCUUGAUUUUACAAAUAAGAUUUUUGUUAAAAUCAGGUGUAAUCGGAUGAUUUUGAAUGCAUAAAGGACCCAGCUGGGGGAGAAGCUUUCUUGGAAUUUAUUUCAAAUUCAAAUAAAAUGGAAAAAGAAAAAUCCCCAAAGAAAAAGGAUUGGCCAAAGACACCAGAGGACUCUUCCGUAAAACCUGCCUAUGAAGAAUUCUGGGAAAAUGAACUAGAAGAGAUCAUCCCCGAAGAAGAAGGUGAGCAGUCAGAAAGUUUGAGCACUACAUUUUCACAGCUUACGAUCCAAGGUAGCACAGCACAGCCUGCAUCUCUUGGAGCCAUUAUCCCUUUUGUAAAAGAGCUUUUAGAAAAUUUAGUCGCCAAAAGACCAGAGAAUGUGAUAGAAUAUUUUGGCGAAUUCAGCAGACGAGUACAAGAGAAAAUCAAAGAGACUUUCGGCAUUGGCGAUGUAUAUUUUCAACCAUUUGCCGAGCUUUACACUCGUUGGAUGAGAUCUUUUGUGUUAGGUUUUGAAAAGGUCAAAGAUGAAAAUGACACUGAUGUUGUUAAUCCUGUGCAGCCUGUACUUGAAGAAUCAAAUGAAGAAGAAGAAGAGAUACCGAAGAAUGAUGCGUAUUAUGCAAUGCAUAUUAUGGAAUACACACUAGAGGAUGAUGAUUUCGAUGAAAGUGGAAGACACGGUAAGGUAGUAUUUUACGAUCCAAAAAUUGAUUAUGAAUACAGUGAAUUUGAAUAUAAUUUUCUUGACCAAAUGAGAAUUUUUGAUGAUGUCGGUCUUGGUCUGACAAACCACGAAAAGUAUGAAAUACAUUUUGCCUUGCACAAACUGGUAAAACAGCGAAAUUUACAAAAUUUGAAAUUUUGGGGGAAAAUUAAAGGUUUAUACAAAGAUUAUUAUAUUCUAGAGUGUGAUAUGUAUGCAAUUGAGGAAGAAAUAAAAGAUGAGUUAGAAGAAAUCAUAGAACCACCCCCUAUGUUAAAGAAGAAAGAUAGUAUGGAACUUUUUUCUGAGGAAGAGGAGGAGACUGACGUACCAUAUAUUUUAGAUAAGGUUUUUCCAGACAGUGAAAUAGAAGGAGAACUUGACAUCAAUGAGCCUGAGAUUGAAGCUCUUCCAGAAGAACUGGAUGAAGAGUUUGCAAACUUUCCAGUAGAGGAGCCCGCUCAACAAAUACUGUCAGAAGAGAGAGUGGAAGAAGAAGAGACACCACCCAAGACUCCUUCAGUUUUUGAAUUGGAAAUUGCAGAUGAAGAUUUUAAGAAUAUGCCUUUAAAUAAAAUAACUCUCAAAAAUUAUAAAUUACCUCCUUUACCCGUUCCAAAAUGGAAGCCAGAAAAACAACCUCCAAUGGAAGAUCCUGGGGAAGGAGUAAAUAAAAAAAUUUAUUUCGUUGCCAACAAUCCGAAAUGUGAGUGGAUCCGUCUGCCACAUGUCACACCUGAACAAAUCGUAGUUGCGAGGCAAGUGAAAAAAUUUUUUACAGGAUAUCUAUCUGCAAGAAUAUUAAGUUACCCAACUUUUCCCGGUAUUGAAAUGAAUCUUUUGAGAGCCCAAAUAGCCAGGAUAUCUGCCGGUACACAGAUAUCACCUGCGGGAUAUUUUCGUUUUGAUGAAGGAGAAGAAGCAUAUAACCCUGAUGAUGUCGCUGCAGGAAAGGGUAAUGUUUUAAUCAAUAAAGAAUUUGAUCCGAUGGCAAUAAAAGACUUGACUGACCCGACGCUUGCCUUCUGGGUGCAUCACACUCCAUACAUUUUAAAGCAGGGGAGAACAAUAUGGUAUAACGUCAAUAAAAAAAAAGCGCCUAUGAGAGAAGAAAUGUUUGGAGAGUUUGGUGAAAUGGGUGAAGACGAAACACCAGGUGAAACAGGUCCACCGUUGUUAACUUCACUGGCAGAAGACGUCCCAUAUGAAGGCAUACCACCUUGGACGGUCAGGCCGGCGCUCGAACUCGCUCCAGCAGAUGCAUGCGUCUAUGUACGGUCGAAUCUGUGGCCAGGUGCCCAUUCGUUCAGCUGGGGCAGGAAAAUUGGUUUUCUUUACAUUGGCUGGGGAAUGAAAUACUGGCCUAGCGGAUUCACUCCCGCUCUGCCGCCACCUCCACAGCUUGAGUACCCACAAGGGCCUGACAUCAAAGAAGACCGAGAUCCAACAGUUGCUGAAGAAGAUGAUUAUAAGAAACAACUUGAAGAAUGGUGGAAGAAAAUGCAUCCUCCAAUGCUUCCCGUUGCAGGUGAAGGAGAAGUUGAAAGCGAAGAUGAUGUAUAAUAUCAAUCAAGUGUUAGGAUUUUAUCAUUAUUAUAUAUUAUUUUUUUAAU
Messenger RNA from Cimex lectularius (bed bug), 2364 nucleotides. RefSeq names its product radial spoke head protein 6 homolog A-like. Gene Ontology annotation, cellular component: radial spoke; axoneme. Gene Ontology annotation, biological process: cilium movement involved in cell motility; axoneme assembly; cilium assembly. The record is from RefSeq and is a predicted model, not a curated record. NCBI's taxonomy places the organism in Eukaryota, Metazoa, Arthropoda, Insecta, Hemiptera, Cimicidae. The transcript has a single exon. Bases 161 to 2314 code for a protein of 717 amino acids.